AUGUCAUUGUUCAAUCGUAUUGGUCCUGUCUUUCCAUCAGAAUUAUUUGACUUCAUCAUCGACUUUCUCUGGGACGACCGCCCUUCGCUGAAAAUCACACUUGCGGAGAGAGACGAUUGCUACAAUCUUCAGAGACUUAUUGACGCCACCGCAGCUCGUGCAGAUCCACUCGGUGGCUAUGUCCGUGAGCUUUCGAUUACCCGUAUCUGGGCACGGGGAGGGGACCCUUGCUUCUCAUCAAGAUAUUUUCGUGAGCUUAUCCCCAGUCUCGUAGCAAGACUGAUCUACGUCGACCAGUUGAACCUGACUGGUCUUAGUUGGGGAGGGAUAUUUGAAGUGCGAGCAGACGUGGUGGCCAAGUUCCUGACCUUAUAUCCAGCACUGAAGGUGCUCCGCCUCACACGAAUGACCUUCAGGAGUGCACAAGAUCUUUAUUCGCUGCUUACCGCUCAUCCAUUACUUCAUACUCUGUAUAUCACAUCCGUCAACUGGGAAAGUGAAGGCAGCGGAUCAACCGCUCUCCUUCCAGUACAUCAAAGCGUGGAAGAUAAACCUAUUCAAUUGCGGGAACUAUUACUUUCAUUCACAUCAUCAACAUUCGAGCCAUAUUUUGCUUCUAUCGGGGUGUUCCUCAUGGCUCCACCAUUCACAUUGGAUCUGCGCAGGCUACAGUGGGUUUCGACUCCGCAUUCUUCUGGGCAGCAGACUUUGAACACGUUGGUCCGGAGGGCUGGCUCUCGUCUUGAGUGCUUGCGUGUAGCUCUCCCGCUUAGAAAACAACACUUGAUCCCCGACCAGGUGCUUGACAUUUCCUCCAACACUAAUCUCGUGGAGCUGCAGGUUGAUUGCGAUGGACGUACGAGAUCUAUCUGGCAGCCAACGUUUCUCUCCAAAAUCCGAUCGAGGCUUUUUCGGGCACUCGACCUCAACUUCGACCUGAGGCAUUGUCCGCCGCAAGUGGACUUCUUGGAUUGGGAAUAUAUCGACAACGUUAUCACAUCCUUGACCCUGUCGAGACCCAAUCUAAUUGUUCGAUUCUCUUUUCGCAGCCAUAUUACGGACACUAUCUGGACCACAGACCUCAUCCGAGAUGUCGCAGCCGGGUUACCGGGAGUCCACGCCGCUGGGAUUGGCGUAGGGAUCUUAUUCCGCGACAGGGAUUUAGAUGACAUAGUUGUAGCGGAGCAUUGGUUAAGUCCCGUUGCCCUCAGUCAGGGAUUCGAGGAGAGGGUCAUGAUCAGUCAAGUUGAGACAAUAUAA
Messenger RNA from Fibroporia radiculosa, 1260 nucleotides. RefSeq lists its product as uncharacterized. The record is from RefSeq and is a predicted model, not a curated record. The transcript is spliced from 3 exons. Lineage: Eukaryota; Fungi; Basidiomycota; Agaricomycetes; Polyporales; Fibroporiaceae. The coding region runs from base 1 to 1260 and encodes 419 amino acids.